Molecule: messenger RNA, 1914 nt
Organism: Rotaria sordida
Lineage: Eukaryota; Metazoa; Rotifera; Eurotatoria; Philodinida; Philodinidae
Source: the annotation of a GenBank genome assembly
AUGAUUUCAAAUCAAUUAACGACGACUAAAUAUUCGAAUUUUUCAUUAAAUGAUACUCAACACUUUUCUACUAAUCCAAAAAUUUUCUCAAUUAACACAAAUAUCAAAUCUAAUAUAAAUAAUAUAUCAGUAUCAACACAAAAUGAUGAUGAUGACUUAUCUCAAAUAAAUUCUAAUCAAUCAACAACACUUAUUUCAUGGAAUUUAUUUUCACGUUCAAAAUCUAUUAAUAAACAACAAGAAAAAACUAUUCUUAAUGAACAUAAUCCAAAUUUAAUUUUAAGAAAACAAAAUCUAUCUGAUCAAAUCUAUCAAUCAAAUUCAAAAUCUGAUUAUAUUGAUUGGACAAAUCCUCAAUUAAAUACAUCAUCUAUAGAAACAACAACAACAACAACAACAAUUAAUAAUCAAUUAGAUGCUAUAAAUUUUCUUCAAGAAUAUUUAGAUCAUGGAAAUAGUGAUGUUUUAAUUGAUUUACUUCAUGAAAUAGCACAAGAAAUAAAUAUUAAUCAAUCUACAUAUUCAGCUAUAAAUAAUAAUCAUCUUCAUUUAACACCAAUAUAUAAUUCAAAUCUUCAAUUAUCAAAUAAUAAAGAAAAAAAGAAUAAAAAAGAAAAAUCUAUUGAUAAAGAAAAAAAAGAUUCUCAUGAAAAUAAACAAAAAAAAGAUGAUAAAAAAAAAGACAAUGAUAAUGAAGCGAAAAAGAAAAAACCAAAAAAACACAAAGAUAAAACAAAACAAAUUGAAGAAACAACGACAACAACAACAACAACAACUGAUUCAGAUAAUGCUGUAGAUUCACCAGCUUUAAUCAAUCCAACACGUAUAAAUUUCAAUAAUCCGAAAUCACCAUCCUAUUCUCCAGUAGAAAUAAAUGGAUUUCAAUCUUUUUCUAUACCUGUACCACAGUCAGGUGGAUCAUCUACAAAUGGUCUUAUUACGCCUGAUCCAUCUAAUGUUCAUAUUCCACAACAAUCAAAUAGCAAGUAUCAAUAUUUAAUAGAUCGAUUGAUGAAUUUUUUUUUUUAUAAAAUAGUUGCACAUCUUUCUCAAGUUCAACAACAAUUACAAACAAAUCCUCAAAAUUCUGUUGUAGAUAAAACUACACAUCUACAUAAUAUGUCUGUACAACAACAAUUACAAUCAUUAUCACAAAUGGCACGUGAUGGUGAUGAAAUUUUGAUAACAUUAAGUGUUAAUGCAUUAACUCAAAAACAACAAAUAAAUAAUAAUAAUAAUAAUAAUAAUAAUCAAUAUUAUCAAACAUCUGUUCAGAAUAAUAAUCCUUAUUCUUCUUCACAAUCAUACAAUCAAAUGAUACCUCCAUCAACAAGAAUUAUGAUGCCACGUAAUCUUGAAAUUGUUGCAAAAGGCUUUGCUCGGGUACAAAAUGAACAUCCACAACCUCCACCAUCGAAUCCGUAUUUGCAACAACAACAACCACCUAUGAUGCAUUCAUAUAAUCAGUCGCCUUAUACAUUCGUUCAUCCACCUUUCGUACCUCGUUAUCCAAUGCCAUGUCAUUCGAGCAGUGGUCCUCCACAAGCACCUAUUGGACCACCUAUUCAACCUAUGUUUGCUCCACCUAAUAUGAUGAUAUCUGGUGGAUUUGUUCGACCACCUAAUUAUACUGACUUUAUGCCUGGUACGCGAAACAAUGUUGACACUUCUCAUAAUCUAUCCCAUAUAAAUAAUAGUAAGUGCGAUUAUUUAUGUCAAUCAUCAUUAAAUCAACCAGAUUUUCGUGGACGACCAUCUCCUGGUAUAAUAAUAAAUCCAUAUUAUUCUAAUCCAUCUUCAUCAAUGAAUUUUUCUGCUAAAAAAUCUUCUAAACAUAAAACAAAAAAUCAAUAUAAUCAACUACAUAAUAUAAAUUUCGAAAAUAUCAAUCGAACUUAUUCAUCUAUUUAUUAA